AUGAUGGUGGGGUCGAAGACCGCUAGGAAGAGUGUAGUGAGUCGAAAAAGCAUUGGUGUAGGACAGAAAUUCCCAGUGAAAGGUGGAAAAGUAAAGAAGAAACAGACCCCCCGACCUCGAAGGUUUAGUUUGAUUUAUUCAUCUGAUUCUGCUUUAAGUGAUAUCUCUGAUGCAGAGAAUGGAAAUGAAAAAGUAUACACAAAGAGAAAGAGUGGAAAGGUAAAAAGCACAUCGAAUAAUGCAGCAGGAAAAACUAGCAGACUGAUACAAGGCGGCUCUGAGGAUGGCCCUGAUUCUUCGGAUCAGGCUGUUGUGAGCGAUAGUGAAAACGAAAGCGAUGAUAGUGAUGAUAGCGAUGAUAGCGAUGACGAGGGUAGUGAUAGUGAUGGGAGUGAUAGUGAUACCAGUUCUGAUGAUGAGAAUAUUGAUUUUGUGAGAUUGACUGCACAGAGAAAGAAGAGAGCCAUGAAGGCGCUUUCAGCGCUGAAGCGGAAUAAAUCACCGACUAAAUCUCCAGUGAAGAAACUUGAAAAGAGGCCACCGCCCGUGGAUAAUACCAAGAAGAAAGAAGAGUCUUCGUCUGAGGACGAUUCUGACAAUGGAAAUAAUGAGGUUGCCUUAGCCUUCAAUUUUAGAAAGGACGACGAUGGUAUACGGUAUGGCAGCGUUAGUGAACAUAGCGAAGAAGAUAUUGGUGAAGAAGUGAAAGAUUCUAAUGAAAUUAAUAUGAGCUUACUGUUUAACGAUAAGCUGAACCAGUUGCACGUUCCGCAGUUGUCAGCCUCAGAAGAGUCGGAAUACGAUAUAGAUCAGGAUGCAUAUUUUAACGUGAUAGAAGACGAAUCGAUGGGUGAGAUUGAAACGGGACUGGAUACUGGGGAAGACGAUGUGCCGAUUCUUCACGAAGAGGAAAGGAAUCUCGUAUCAGAGUUGCAAAAUGCUGAUGACUUGUCUUUUGAUGGUAGUAUACACGAGGAUGGAUCCGAUCCGGCAGAAAGGUUGAGGUCACCUUUCGUAGAUGGUAACGGCGAUGCGAUAGAUGAGGAUGAUAACGAUGAAGAUGACGACGGGAUAAUGACCGUUUUUGACAUGCCCUUUUAUGAGGAUCCCAAGUUUGCUAGUCUGUACUAUUGCGAAGAUGGCAGUGAGCCUCGAUUGAGCUUAAGUACUUCUCUUCCCCUGCUGGUGAGUGACGAGAAAUUAAAGAGAUUAAAGAUGAGAGAAGCCAAGAAACUGGAACGUCAGGAACGUAUACAAAGGCGGAAACUCUUGAAAGAUAAGAAGAGAAAGGACAACAAUUCUAAGGCCUCACAGGUUGACGGUGAAGAAUACAUUUUUGGUAUCUUUUUUCAAAGUGAUGACGAGCGUAGAGAUGGUGAAAGUGAGAAGGAGCAUAUUGCUUUACAGGGUAAUAUGGAUUUAGAGUCACCGUUACGUCGUUUGGGAUCAGCAGCUGCAUCAGACGUUAGCUCAGAUGAUGAAUAUGAUAAUAUCCUGCUGGAUAUUGCACACAUUCCAUCCGAUGAUGAAAUUAAUAGUCCCAAGGAUAGCCAAAGAGCUCGUGGUGAUCAAAGCGUUUCAAGUUCCGUGCCGAAUACAUCAGCUAUUAAUACAGAUGAUGAUAGUGACGCUAUGGAUGGUGCUGGCUACGAUGAUGAUGAUGACUUGAGUGAUACGAAUGUGUUUAUUGACAUUGAUGACCUAGAUCCUGAUUCAUUCUACUUCCAAGAUCACGACGACGAUGAUUCUACUUCACUCUCCGAGAUGACCGACGAUACAGAUGUAAGCAAUAAAGAGAACCCAAAGAAUGAUGUCUUAGAGACCGUGGAAUAUGUUGAUGAUGAAUCUACAGACGAGGACGAUAAUCUACCUCCACCAAGUUCCAGAAGCAAAAUCAUCGGUUCAAAGGCCAAAGAAGUGGUGAGCGCCAACGUGGUUGGAUUGAAGCCACCAAAACUUGGAACCUGGGAAACGGACAGUAAACCAUUCACCAUUAUUGAUGGCCUUUCUACGAAAUCCUUAUAUCCUCUGAUACAGGAACAUCAGCAGCUUGUGGAACAACAGCAGAGAGCAAAAUCCCAAUCGCCUGAUCUGCGAUCUGGCCACGAACUGAGCUCCGCUAAUGGUGAUGAACUUACGUUGAAUGAGUUAUUGAAUAUGAGUGAGCUGGAGGAUGAAGAAAAUAGCACACCUUCAUUUUCACAGGCAGUCUCCAACUGGUAUGAGAAGCCGAAAGUACCGCUUUCAGCCUUCCGGAACAAAGGUGUAAAUGAACUCGAGGACGAUGAGUACAUGUUGCCUGUCAACGCGACCAGAAAGGUCCCAAUUGGUUACAUUGGAAGUGAAAGGACAAGAAGGAAGAUUGAUAAGAUGAAAGAGUUACAAAGGAAGAAGGCUGAAAAGAGAAGGAAAUUGAAGAAGAAGAAGAAGCUUUUAAAGUUGAAGCGAAGACAAGAACGCUUGGAGAAAAGUUCUCAAGCGGGACGAACGCCCGAAACAGUGCCUGAAAUGGGCGACUCAGCCGUGGCUGAGCAGACGUCAGAGGUAGAUCAUCAUGACAAUCUUCUUUCCCACGAGCCAGAAGGCUAUGUCGCAAGGUCAAGAAAGGGCUCAGUCAAGAGUGUCGGGCUCGAAGAAAUCCAUGAAAUCCUUGGAAAGGACAACAGUGACUUAUACGAUGGUAGUGAGCCACCGUACUCGCUACCUGAGGGAAGUGAUCAUGCACUUGACUUGGCUGAUGCCGACAUUUUGUCUUCUUUGACUGCACCUAUCCAAUUAGAUGACGUCGGCGGUGCUCCUUCCUGGAGACGUAGACAAAGUAUGGUGGAGGCUGCCGCAGAAAACUUGCGGUUCACAAAGAGCGGCUUAUUCAGUGAAAGUGCAUUGGCAGAUAUCGAAGAGAUCAUCGGUACUGGAGCAACAGCGGGUGCUUUCGAAUUUAGUGAAGCGUUGCAGUAA
Molecule: messenger RNA, 2958 nt
Organism: Torulaspora delbrueckii
Lineage: Eukaryota; Fungi; Ascomycota; Saccharomycetes; Saccharomycetales; Saccharomycetaceae
Gene: IFH1
Product: Ifh1p
Exons: 1
Coding region: 1-2958 (985 amino acids)
Biological process (GO): regulation of ribosomal protein gene transcription by RNA polymerase II
Molecular function (GO): transcription coregulator activity
Source: RefSeq, a predicted model, not a curated record